Molecule: messenger RNA, 1090 nt
Organism: Scheffersomyces coipomensis
Lineage: Eukaryota; Fungi; Ascomycota; Pichiomycetes; Serinales; Debaryomycetaceae
Product: aminodeoxychorismate lyase
Exons: 1
Coding region: 130-1077 (315 amino acids)
Biological process (GO): carboxylic acid metabolic process
Molecular function (GO): catalytic activity
Source: RefSeq, a predicted model, not a curated record
AAUUACAUCAGAUAUGUGAAUUUUACGAGUAGUUUAACCAGAUCUUUCACCAUUGUCGUUUGCAACAAUAAUCAUUGAGUCAAUACAGACAAUCAUAAACCAUCAUAGACGGUUAAUAGAAAUCACAAUAUGGCAACGGUAGAAACGUCAUCUAAAAAGGCCAAAGCGUCACCUAAAAAGACAUCAAAAUCAAAACGGAAUGAACCAAAACCUCCACCAACUCCAGAAGUCAUACGAAUGGCUGAAAAAGUUACGAAAAUAUACCCUGAUAUUCAUUUCCCCCCUCAAUUACCUGAUGAUUUUGAAUUACUUUCCACCAUCAGGUACGAUCCGAAAUUAACCAUGCUUCAACCAAUGGCAUAUUCUGAGAUUGUGAUUGAUAAUUUCUUCCUUUUACAAGAUCAUAUUGAUAGAUUGAAAUAUACCAUUGAAUUUUUCCAACACAUAUAUGAUGACUUACCAGACAAGGAAUUUGAAAUCACAGGUGAAUUCCUUUGUCAACAAUUAAUCACUGCUAUACAAUUACUGGAAAAACCGGUAUUCCUCGCUUUAAAAAUACGAUUAUUAAUGAAAUUAACAGGUGAAGUCCGUAUUGAAGUUCAUGAUACUCCAUAUAGAGGGAAUCUAUUGGAUGGGAUUGGGGUGCAGAUCUUAGAGGGGAAUCUUGACUUACCUUCAUUAGAAGAUAAUGUGGUAUGGGAUGUUUAUAUUGAUAAAACUUUCACUUUAAUAUCUGCAUUCACUUCAUUCAAAACUACUACUCGUCAAGUAUAUACUGAAGCUCGACAACGAACCUUACCUGGUUUAAGAUCUACGGAAGAAGUUUUAAUGUAUAAUCCUCAAAGUAAUUUAACGGAAGGGUCUAUUACCAAUAUUGCGAUCAAAGAUUUAAAAACAGGUCAUUGGGUUACACCUUUAUUAUCAUCAGGUUGUUUAUGUGGAGUAAUGAGAAGUUUUCUAUUACGGAAAGGGUUCAUACGAGAAAGAUUAAUUAAACUUAAUGAAAUAACUAUAGGUCAAGAGAUUUUAUUAUUUAAUGGUAUAAUGGGAGUUGUUAAAGGUAAGAUAGUUGGGUAAAUUGAAUUAAAUU